This is a messenger RNA of Ceutorhynchus assimilis (cabbage seed weevil), 1611 nucleotides long. NCBI's taxonomy places the organism in Eukaryota, Metazoa, Arthropoda, Insecta, Coleoptera, Curculionidae. The record is from the annotation of a GenBank genome assembly.
AUGUGUGGUAAAGAAAUCAAGAUUUCGAACGAAAAUCCUGGUCAUGAGGCGUCAGUGUUAAAUAAAGCCGUAGUAUGGGCUACAAUAGCUACUGGAAGUACUCAUACUCAUACUUCAGAGUUUUUGAGCAUAAUGGAUAUUCCUGGGCAAUCAAACAGCCUCUUUUACAAAAUUCAGAGGCAACUAAGUGGAGUAUGGCAAGAUUCUUUGAUCAUUGCAAUAGAAGAGGCCGCAGUAGAAGAAAAAGAAAUGGCCAUUGAAAGAGGUGAUAUUGAUGAGAAUGGUGUCCCAUUUAUAACAGUAUUAUUGGAUGGAGGAUGGUCUAAGAGAAGCUAUGGGCAUACCUACAAUGCAUGUUCUGGGGUGGCUGUUGUCAUUGGCAAAAUCAGUGGAAAACUUCUGUUUGUUGGAGUCAGAAACAAAUAUUGUUCCAUUUGUGCAAAGUAUUCUAAUAAAGGAAAAGAUAUUGUAGGACAUGUAUGUUUCAAAAACUGGAGUGGAUCAUCCAGUGCGAUGGAAGCUGAUAUAAUUGUAGAAGCAUUCAACUCGAGUAUAGAUACUCAUGGACUUAAAUAUUCAAAGUUUAUAGCAGAUGGUGAUUCAACUAUUUUUGCAAGAAUCAGAGAAAGGGUUACCUAUGGGUUGGAGUCUGGACUUCACCAUCACGUAUUGGCUUCUAUACAACAAUUAACAACAAAAGCCCAUCUACUAUUGGACAAGGAAACAAAUAAUAGAGCAGAACUUUUCAUGAGCCUUUUAGCUCGAUUUAAUAUGGGGAAAAGACUGAAUCUUAUACAGAGGGAUUCAUUUCAGAUGAGGUCUCAUAUAACGGGAUUGAAAUACAAUUAUGGAUACAGGUGGCAUGAAAAGCCUUGGAAAACAGUUUUUAACAGAAGUCCUGGUAAACAGCUGAAAAAAUUUAUGUCAAACCAGGAAAGAGCGAAUUUAAAAAGAAAAAGUAAUAAUGAAAAUGUUCCAUUGAAAAAAAAAAAAUUGAAAUUCACUGAUGAAAAAACAAAGGAGUAUGGUCCAAAUAUAGCUGAAGUCAAUUUAUCAGAAAACGAACUGAAAAAUGAAAUAGAAAAUUUACGCCUGAGAUUACAGGUAAACUUUGAACAGCAACAAAAAAUCGCUACAGAGACAAUCGGCCAGUUUUCUAAUUCAAAAUAUUUGACAGAAAAAAUGUUUCGACUAACAGCGUCAAAUUUUGGAGCAGUUAUUAAAAGAAAAGAACAUACACCUUGCGAUAAUCUGGUCAAAAGACUAUUGAGCCGUAAGCCAUUUAGCACUCCCAGUACUGCUUAUGGAAAAAACAAUGAAGCAGUUGCUAUAAACAUUUUUUCUGAGAAAACUGGGAAAAAUGUAGAUCCUGCUGGAUUAUAUAUAGAUUUAUUAGAUGGUUUCUUAGCCGCUUCACCUGAUGGAAUAAUAAAUGAUGAUGAGAUUGUUGAAGUUAAAUGCAGUCUGAAGGUGGCAACCUCAGGAAAAACCUUAAGUUCGGCGGUAAGAGAUAAGGAUCUAGUUUACUUAGCCAUGAAUAGUGAAAAUGAUAUAAAAAUAAAGGAAAACCACAAUUAUUAUUAUCAGGUAGGUACUUAUUCAAUAACAUAA